GCGCAAAACAGAAACAUUGCACAGAAUAUAACUUGGCCGAGAGGAAACCAACUUAUUCUCUGAUCUGCUCAACGUAUCACAUAGAAUGGCGACGGCAGCGAUAGAAACCCGACAGGCGGAUGAAUCAAAGCAGCAGCCGCAGCAAGGCGCCGGGGCUGGCGGUGGCGAAGGGCUCCGGCAAUACUAUCAGCAGCGGAUACAGGAUAUGCAGCUAUUGGUCCGUCAGAAAGUCCACGAUCUCCAGCGCCUAGAAGCACAGCGCAACGACCUCAAUGCCCGAGUGCGAUCACUGAAGGAAGAGUUGCAGCUUCUUCAGGAGCCUGGAUCUUAUGUUGGUGAAGUUGUCAAAGUUAUGGGAAAAUCAAAGGUCCUCGUCAAGGUCCAUCCUGAGGGAAAAUAUGUAGUUGACAUUGACAAGAGUAUUGACAUCACUAAGAUUACACCUUCAACAAGGGUUGCUUUGCGUAAUGAUAGCUAUGUGCUCCACUUGAUCCUACCUAGUAAAGUUGAUCCACUGGUGAACCUUAUGAAAGUUGAAAAAGUUCCAGACUCUACUUAUGACAUGAUUGGUGGUCUUGACCAGCAAAUUAAAGAGAUAAAGGAGGUGAUUGAACUUCCAAUCAAACAUCCUGAAUUAUUUGAAAGUCUUGGAAUAGCUCAACCUAAGGGUGUUUUGCUGUAUGGUCCUCCUGGAACCGGGAAAACUUUGCUUGCAAGGGCGGUUGCUCACCAUACUGACUGCACUUUUAUCCGAGUUUCGGGUUCUGAAUUAGUUCAGAAGUAUAUUGGAGAAGGCUCUAGGAUGGUGAGAGAACUUUUUGUCAUGGCCAGAGAGCAUGCUCCAUCCAUCAUCUUCAUGGAUGAAAUUGAUAGCAUUGGAUCCGCUCGUAUGGAAUCUGGAAGUGGAAAUGGGGAUAGUGAAGUUCAGCGAACUAUGCUGGAGCUUCUCAAUCAGCUUGAUGGUUUUGAAGCGUCUAAUAAGAUAAAAGUAUUGAUGGCUACUAAUAGAAUUGAUAUUCUAGACCAAGCUCUUCUUAGGCCUGGAAGAAUUGAUAGGAAAAUUGAGUUCCCAAAUCCCAAUGAAGAGUCUCGGUUUGACAUCUUGAAGAUACACUCAAGGAAAAUGAAUUUAAUGCGAGGGAUUGAUCUGAAAAAGAUUGCUGAGAAGAUGAAUGGUGCAUCUGGUGCAGAACUUAAGGCCGUGUGCACUGAAGCUGGAAUGUUUGCUCUGAGAGAGAGGAGAGUUCAUGUUACUCAGGAGGACUUUGAGAUGGCUGUUGCCAAGGUCAUGAAGAAGGAAACCGAGAAAAAUAUGUCUUUGAGGAAGCUCUGGAAGUAGAUUAUAACUAAACUUUACAUUUCCAUCGCACAAUGUAGUACCCAUUUGUAUCAUGAGCACACGUCGAAUUGGUUUUGAUUUCAUAUAUCUCUACUGUGAGUUAUUUGGUGGACACCUUUAUGCAUAAAAUUCCUAUAGUUCACUGUUUCCAGCUAGCUACAUUAAGUAAUGUUUGGUUCUUGCUCUUUCUGGAUCAUAGUUGUUUGCAGGGCCAGGAGGGCAGAGAGGCUAAUGUCUUUGUCUGUUGCUGUUUUGGUUUUUCUAUUUGUUGCAAUGAUGUCAUACACUGGAGAUCCAUGUAAAUUGCCAACAUCUUGACAGAGUGGGAUGGAUGAGUGAGUGACACUUGCUA
Molecule: messenger RNA, 1691 nt
Organism: Sesamum indicum (sesame)
Lineage: Eukaryota; Viridiplantae; Streptophyta; Magnoliopsida; Lamiales; Pedaliaceae
Product: 26S proteasome regulatory subunit 8 homolog A
Molecular function (GO): ATP hydrolysis activity; ATP binding
Source: RefSeq, a predicted model, not a curated record